GAUGAGUGCAGCCCGGGUGAGGGGGAAGGGAGAAGGAAGUAGCCCUUUCCCCCAGUGCGCCCCCCCAGCGGGGGGUGUGGAAGGCCACGAGCCCGGUGACUGGCCUAUGGCCUUUUUGGCUGCUCCACAGGUGACUGCAGUUGCAGUACGAUGUGCAAGCAAGAAGAGUGGAGGCAGCUCAAAAAAUCUCGGUGGCAAGAGUCCUGGGAAACGCUAUGGCUAUAAGAAGACAGAAGGUGCCUUUGUUCAUGCAGGCACUACAUUGGCCACCCAGCGGGUGAUACGCUGGCAUCCAGGGGCUCACGUGGGGAUAGGUUGUAACAAGACACUCUUUGCUUUGGAGGAUGGGAUUGUGCGAUUCACCAAGGAGGUCUAUGUGCCACCACCCCGCAGCGAAGAGACCAGGGACGUGAUCUGUUGCCUACCCAAAUCAGCAGUGCUUUACAAAACCUUCAUCAACGUUGUCCCCACCAAAGAAGUGGGGAGCUUCAAGCUAGUCACCAUGAUCUGAGGCUCUGCUUCCCCACACAGUAAUGACUGAUCACCAUGACAAACCUGCCACUCAACCAGAAAGAAGUCUGAAGGACUCCUCUAGAUCUGAAAUGACUUGUUGGCAACUCCAGUUUCUGGUUCCUAGAACUCACUGGAUGUAAAUUUGAGAGUUACAAAGUAGUCCAGACUGCCCCGAUGCUGUUUGUUGAAGCAUAUAUAAAAUAAAUGUUCUGGGAUUCUCUAACAGUG
Pelodiscus sinensis (Chinese soft-shelled turtle) is the source of this 741-nucleotide messenger RNA. NCBI's taxonomy places the organism in Eukaryota, Metazoa, Chordata, Testudines, Trionychidae. The record is from RefSeq and is a predicted model, not a curated record.